Diaporthe citri is the source of this 345-nucleotide messenger RNA. RefSeq lists its product as uncharacterized. The coding region runs from base 1 to 345 and encodes 114 amino acids. The transcript has 3 exons. The record is from RefSeq and is a predicted model, not a curated record. Gene Ontology annotation, cellular component: extracellular region. NCBI's taxonomy places the organism in Eukaryota, Fungi, Ascomycota, Sordariomycetes, Diaporthales, Diaporthaceae.
AUGCAGUUGUCCACUCUUCUCAUCUCCCUCAUGGCCUCGCUCGCCAUUGCUGUCCCCACUAACACUGGAGGCGGAGGCGGCGGCGGCGGUGAUGGCGGUGGAGGAGGUGGUGGUGGCGGUGGCGGCACCUACUCCGCUUGCACGUCUGCUGUGUACUCCCAGGCUCAGUGCUGCUCCGCAGACGUCGGUAACAUUGCCGACCUGACCUGCGCGUCGGUCGCUCCGGCCCCGUCCUCCGCCGAGGACUUCAGGGAUAUUUGCGCCACGACUGGCCAGACCGCCAUGUGCUGCACUCUCAGCGUCAUCGGAGUCUCCCUCCUCUGCGAGACCCCGGUUGGCCUCUAA